Molecule: messenger RNA, 1774 nt
Organism: Passer montanus (Eurasian tree sparrow)
Lineage: Eukaryota; Metazoa; Chordata; Aves; Passeriformes; Passeridae
Gene: SLC35F4
Product: solute carrier family 35 member F4
Exons: 6
Coding region: 900-1562 (220 amino acids)
Cellular component (GO): membrane
Source: RefSeq, a predicted model, not a curated record
CCCACUGCUUUUUGGGGUCACUUGUGGGACCUCCUGUGUUUUAAGCAGUGCCAGGGUGCCUGCCAUGCCAAGAAGUGAAGCACACUGGGAAUAUCUUCAGGAAUGCCUUCAACCAAGAGUGCAGACAGUGGAGUUGCUAAAAAACAUCCUUCCCAGUCUGGGAACGGCAGAGAUUCCUGAAAUCCCAAGGAGAAAACAGCUCACUUGAGCUGUGUGGGACACAGUGUUUGGGAAUCUGGGGGUUUUGUUUGCAAUUUAAUUCUCAAGGAGAUGUCUCCUAGAAAACACAGCUUUUUUUUUCACUGUACAAUAAAAUGAAGCUGUUAAAUACCUUCCCCUCCCUUUCCCUUCUUUCUCGCACACUCCUGUUUGCCUGGCUCACUCCCACUGCCUGGUGGCUCCCUUCCCCACCACGCUGUGUCUGGCAGUCUUUUUAAGUAUCUGUAGGCAAUUCUUAAAGCUUCCUUGGCCAUACAUAAAAAUAUAUUUCAGCAGGAGCGAAUACAGGGCUUCUAGCCAUGUGAAAAAAAAAGAAGAAAAUUGGCAAGCUGCAGAGAAAAAAUGGUGAUUCUAAUCCCUGUGCUCAUGGCCUUGAAGGCAGAGUCUGGGAGCUGUCAGAACAUUAUAGAUAACCUUCAUUUCUGUGUGUGAGUCCCUGGGAUUAUUGUUGCACAGAGUGUGAUUAUUCCAGGGAAUGCAGUCGGAUUUUUGGUGAAGAUGGUCUGACGCUGAAACUCUUUCUUAAAAGGACUGCUCCCUUUUCUAUUCUGUGGACUUUGACUAACUACCUGUAUUUACUGGCUUUAAAGAAGCUCACAGCCACAGACGUCUCUGCCCUGUUCUGUUGUAACAAAGCUUUUGUCUUCUUGCUUUCUUGGAUUGUGCUCAAAGACAGGUUCAUGGGAGCAAGGAUAGUGGCAGCAAUCAUGGCAAUCACAGGAAUUGUAAUGAUGGCAUAUGCAGAUGGUUUCCAGGGUGACUCAAUUAUCGGGGUGGCCUACGCCGUGGGAUCAGCCUCCACCUCUGCACUCUAUAAGGUUUUGUUCAAAAUGUUUCUUGGGAGUGCAAACUUCGGGGAAGCAGCUCAUUUCGUGUCCACCCUGGGCUUCUUCAACUUCAUCUUCAUCUCCAUCACCCCCAUCAUCCUCUACUUCACAAAAGUGGAGUACUGGUACCCCUUCUCUGCUGUGCCGUGGGGUUACCUGUGUGGAGUAGCUGGCCUCUGGUUAGCUUUCAACAUCCUGGUUAACGUUGGGGUGGUGCUGACCUACCCCAUCCUGAUCUCCAUUGGCACCGUGCUCAGCGUCCCUGGAAAUGCAGCCGUGGACCUGCUGAAGCACAAAAUGAUCUUCAGCGUGGUGCGGCUGGGGGCCACCAUCAUCAUCUGCAUCGGGUUCCUGCUGAUGCUGCUGCCCGAGGAGUGGGACGAGAUCACCCUGAGGUUCAUCAACAGCCUGAAGGAGAAGAAGAGCGAGGAUCACUCCGAGGACAUCACGGAGUCCAGCGUGCACACGAGGAGCAGGAGCAGAGCCAACGGGGCCGUGUCCAUCCCGCUGGCGUAGGGCUGGAGGAGCCUCCCUGCAGGCAGAUGUAUAUUCUGUGAAUAUAGCUUAACUUUCCUCACCACCUGUAUGCUUCAAAAAAAUGUCAUCUAACCUGAGCAGGGGAUGAACUGUAAGAUAAGAGAAGUACAUCUAUAAUAAAUGUUUACAUUUAUACACUUAACGAGGAACGGGUGUAAAUAACUGCAAUAAAAUCUUUUGUAAUAAACAAA